Messenger RNA from Bicyclus anynana (squinting bush brown), 1285 nucleotides. RefSeq lists its product as uncharacterized. The transcript has 6 exons. Bases 271 to 1203 code for a protein of 310 amino acids. The record is from RefSeq and is a predicted model, not a curated record. Lineage: Eukaryota; Metazoa; Arthropoda; Insecta; Lepidoptera; Nymphalidae.
UGACUACUGCGCACGCGUACGCGACGCGGCCAGUUUUAAAUUUAGAAGCGUCGCCGGAAUUUCGCCGUCCUAUUUUGUUUCCGAUUCGCCGCAAACGGCACAAUUUAACCUCCAAUGUUAUUGUUACAUCUAAAUUAUAACAUUACAAAUUAAUUAAUUUAACAUUAUAAAGUGCAAUGUUCCGGUGGGUGUGUGUUGUGAAAUGAAAUAUGAAUAAUUUGUGGGGGCACGGACCAGUCGUUAAAUUAUAUCCAACAAAGUGACGGCAAUAUGUUCAGUGCAGUAAUAAUUGUGAUAUUAUUGUGGGAACAUGUUGUAGUAGAAAGCAUUCGUAUCAAAGAGCUGCAGGUGCCCGGCAUAGCGGCGGAAGGCGGGCAGGCGCUGCUGGGUUGCCAGUUCGAUCUCGAAGGCGAUGAUUUGUACUCCGUCAAGUGGUACAAGGACGGCAAGGAGUUCUAUCGAUACGUGCCUUCCAACGACGAGGUCAUGUCGCAUUUUACCAUGCCUGGAGUGUUUGUUGAUGUAACACAUUCGUCGAGCACCAUGGUGGCGCUAGAACACCUAACAAAGGACUCGGCCGGCCUCUAUCGGUGCGAAGUGUCUGGAGAAGCGCCCUACUUCGUUACAGUUUACAAAGAAAAAGCCGUCAAUAUACAUCUACUUCCAAACAAAAAACCACGAGUGAGAGGACUACAAAAUGAAUAUUCAAUAGGCGACUUACUGGAGGCAAACUGUACGUCUACUAGGUCUCGCCCAAAGACACAAGUAAUGUGGCUAAUAAAUGACCAAAUGGCAGCAAAAAAGUACACUCGAGGGCCAUGGGAGAGGGUGUCAAGGGAAAGGGCUGAUGCUCGUGAGACGACGCUAGAGUUAAGAUUCUUUUUAUUGUCACACCAUUUCCGUGAUGGCGUGCUGACUGUCAAGUGUCAAGCCGCUUUACCCCCAUUAUACCAAGAUGAAGUAAUUCAUCACAUUCUUCGAAUUGAUCCUGCUGUUGUUGCUGAUCCUAUUCCAAUAGAUGCUGGAGAUGAUUUAGAGGCACCACCACCCAUCUAUCAGACGCCGGUCUUAAGUGAAAAUACUGGUUUUUUACCCGCUACUGGUUCACUCAAUGAGGAAGACGCUAAAGAUAACAGUGGAAGAAAUAAGUUCUCUGUUUGGGUCAUUAUUCCAUCGACAUUCGUAUUGCUAUUUUUACUGUAGAUGCUUUAAAUUGUUAUUAUUACUAUACAUCGAGAAUUUUAUAAUAUAGUGUCCAUAUUUUAAAGUAUUUUUACGCAUAUAA